Sphaerulina musiva SO2202 is the source of this 2870-nucleotide messenger RNA. RefSeq names its product FAD dependent oxidoreductase. The coding region runs from base 159 to 1379 and encodes 406 amino acids. The transcript has 2 exons. NCBI's taxonomy places the organism in Eukaryota, Fungi, Ascomycota, Dothideomycetes, Mycosphaerellales, Mycosphaerellaceae. Gene Ontology annotation, cellular component: late endosome; cytoplasm. Gene Ontology annotation, biological process: retrograde transport, endosome to Golgi. The record is from RefSeq and is a predicted model, not a curated record. Gene Ontology annotation, molecular function: oxidoreductase activity.
GGACGAUACAUAACUAGUCACAAGUGAGUGCAGCCGUAUCUCCUCAUCUCCAGCACAGCAUCGGCAACGAGGUUCAGUACCUCUCUCGGUCCUCUUCCUCCUCCUCCUCCUCCUCCUCCUCCUCCUACUACUAAUGACAUAUCGUUACCGGUAUCAACAUGACGGGCACAGUCAUUCUCGGUGCCGGCGUUAUAGGCACUUCAACAGCCUAUUAUCUAUCCCAGUCGCCACAACAUGCAAGAGACUCCAUCCACCUCAUCGAUCCGUGUCCAGAGCUGUUCGCUUCAGCAUCUGGCAAGGCAGGAGGCUUCCUUGCUGAAGAUUGGUUCGAUCCUGCGACUGCAGAACUGGGAGAGUUGAGUUUCAGACUACACCGAGAGUUGGCUGAGGAGUAUGACGGAAAGAAACACUGGGGUUAUAGCCGUAGCACUGCAAGCUCUGUGACGGUGAUCGCUGCACCAGGGAAGAAAAAGAAGAGAAAGUCAUGGUUGGAGCAUGGGGGCAGCAGGGCGGCAGUUGCCACGGCAGAUCUGGUAGAGCACUAUACCGAUGGGAGUGGUCCAGGCUGGAUGAGGAAGUGGGAGGGCAACAGAGUGGAAACUAUCAGCGAAGAUCGUGGCGUGGCGCAAGUUGAUCCCAAGAGGUUGUGUGAAUUUUUGUUGGAAAAGAGUCUACAAAGAGGUGUGCAACUGCAUCAGCCUGCGAGGGCGAUCAAAAUCUCAAGAGACGAUGGAGGACUGCUAAAUGGUGUGGUGAUGCGUGGAGCUGAUGGAUCGGAACAGAUUUUGCCAUGUAAACGGCUACUCAUCACCGCCGGAGCCUGGACUUCUCGAGUCUUUGCUGAACUCUUCCCCGAAUCGUCGGUACAGAUACCAGUGAGCCAGCUAGCAGGAUAUAGCCUCGUCGUACGAUCUCCACGCUGGACUGCAGAACAUGAAGCUGAUGGAUGCCAUGCGGUAUUUGCAAGUACUUCGGAUGCCUGGUCACCUGAGAUGUUCAGCCGAUCUGGCGAGGAGAUUUAUAUUGCUGGUCUCAACUCUUCCACUACACCACUACCAGCCCUGCCCACAGACGCGGAGACAGACCCUGCUGCCGUCGAAGAGGUACGGCGAGUGACAGAGCAGAUGAUUGGCACAGACUUCGCAGUCGUGCGAGAAGGCUUAUGCUUCAGACCGGUGACGAGGAGUGGCAAUCCCAUAUUGGCUCAAAUCUCAGAUGACAAGUUAGGAGCUGGUGUCAUGGAAUCUGGAGGCGUCUUCGUUUGUGCUGGACAUGGUCCAUGGGGCAUCAGUCUCAGCUUGGGCACUGGAAAGAUCGUUUCCGAAAUACUAACGAACGAAAGACUUAGUUGUAACGUCAGCAGGCUAGGACUGCACUAAUGAUCGAAUGGCUAUACCACACCAAGCGAACCUGAGUCUUUCUCCUGGUAUGCAACUUCUCGCAACGGUCCGGCUCCUGGCAAGAACGGAAGUGGAUCGUGCUAGGAGGUACUCUUGACUUGACAACCGACGGAGAUGUCUCUCCAUCACUUUCCAGUGAGUGGCUUUCCAAGGCAGUGACUUGUUUGCUUUGCACAGUCACCACAGUGUACUUGGUCUAGUGUACCACUUUCGCCUUGAUUGCCAUCAGCUCUCAUCGCACCGCGCGAGGUCUACGGACAUGGCGAAUCACACUCAGCACAUGAAGGCUGCUUCGAGCCCUAUUGGUUCCCUAACUUUACUGCUGAUUUACUCAGCCACGUCGACGAGAAGCACUGGUAAGGAAUAGAAGGUCGUUUGCAACGCUACCUCCUAUAGGGAUCAUGGGCUUCGACAUUCCGCACGCCACUAUUGGCUUACACCUUUGAGCAUAUGUAUGCUUGUCUCGGUCAGGCGAGUCUCGAAUUAUUCGAACGCCUGCGACUAGGACUCCUUAAGCAUCAAAGAGCUCUCGGUUGCACGGCGCGGGUUACACGAAUGCGAAGCAUACUGGGGAAGCUAAACACUGGCGCGAGGCCGAGCCACAAAUAUCGCGGCAAGUACCGUUCCAUGAGCUAAGACAACUCGGCUCGAGAUUCUGAUGCUGAUGAAGAAGCUGUCAUCGAAGCUUUUCCACCUUGCGAAUACUCUGGAAGUGGUGGCCAUCCUCGUGCCAUUACGAAGUAGUUGACCCAAGAUUACCUGUUUACUGUCUCAUACCUACCACCUAGACUGGCCGGAAAUAUCUUGCGGGGUUGUCUGUUGCUGAGAGUGAGAACUUGGCGAGCUAGGUGGUUCUGUUUGGAGUGAUGUUUCCAGGUCGACACGAUGUCCAACGCUGAAAUGACUUCGAAGCGAAUAUACGUGCAUUACUGCGUAUGCCGUCAGGCGUCAGCUACCGACCAUCCUAGGAGAAGGACCUUGCACCUCCAGACCACAAGGCCACUCCAUACCAAGACGGACGGACACACUAGGGUCCGUCGCACGUGUCUGCGCUCCACCCUUGAGGCUUGAGCGUGUUCAACCAGGACGACACCUGCUGUUGCUUGAACCGGUCUAGCCGAAGCUUGCUCCCUAUGACUUCCGAGCUGCUAGGGGCAUGGCAUUUUACAAGGUGGACGGGGCAAUACGAAACUGUCUGCAUUUUUUGCUUUCCACGUUAUGUGAUCAGUGAUCCAGCAGUAAUCUAUACCAUUACUGUUGCUAAGUUGAUACUAGGCAUUGAAACUCUAAGUGCACCACGGGCCGGUCGGCCGGCUUGUCUGCGAGAACGAUACAGAGAAGCUUUUACAGAGAUGAAGCGCUCGUGUUGGUGUGACUACCUGAGUAUACUGAUCGAAUGCAUGCGACGCUUCGAAGCACAUUUUUGAUCCUUCUGCGCGCGUUCCGAAGUUCUCAAUACUUAAUCAAUAC